AUGACUUUUAUUCAUCGUGCGGCGACUCGGCUUUUAAGACAAAAGCCAGUGCUCAAUAGUAUUGCUUUUAGGAAUUUAUAUAGAACCGGCGGUUUAAAAACUAAUAGCUUCAUAGGUCGCACAUUUGUUACUGAAACGAAGGGUGAAAAUUUUGGUGUAGUCCAGGCUGUUAUUGGUGCCGUAGUUGAUGUUCAAUUUGAUGAAAAAAGUUUACCACCUAUUUUAAAUUCUUUGGAAGUUCAAAGAGAUGGUGGUCGCCUUGUACUUGAGGUUGCUCAACAUUUAGGACAAAAUGUUGUGCGGACCAUAGCUAUGGACGGAACAGAAGGUCUUGUUCGUGGUCAAAAGGUAGUAGAUACCGGCGCUCCAAUUACAAUUCCAGUCGGUCCAGAGUGCUUGGGUCGUAUUCUUAAUGUUAUUGGUGAACCAAUUGACGAGCGCGGACCGGUCAAAACGAAAAAAACUGCCCCUAUUCAUGCAGAGGCGCCAGAAUUUAUUGAUCAAUCGACAGCUCCUGAAAUUUUGGAAACUGGUAUCAAAGUUGUUGACUUGUUAGCACCUUACGCUAGAGGUGGUAAAAUUGGCCUUUUCGGUGGUGCAGGUGUCGGAAAGACCGUCUUAAUUCAAGAACUUAUUAAUAACAUUGCCAAAGCUCAUGGUGGUUAUUCUGUUUUUACUGGAGUCGGUGAGCGAACUCGCGAAGGGAACGAUUUGUAUCAUGAAAUGAUACAAACUGGUGUAAUCAAACUUGACGGUGAAUCUAAGGCUGCUCUUGUUUUUGGUCAAAUGAAUGAACCUCCUGGUGCACGUGCACGUGUUGCAUUGACCGGUCUUACCCUUGCUGAAUACUUCCGAGACGACGAAGGCCAAGAUGUCUUACUCUUUAUUGAUAACAUCUUCCGUUUCACUCAAGCUGGUUCUGAAGUGUCUGCUUUGUUAGGUCGUAUUCCUUCUGCUGUAGGUUAUCAACCUACACUAAG
This is a messenger RNA of Racocetra persica, 980 nucleotides long. NCBI's taxonomy places the organism in Eukaryota, Fungi, Glomeromycota, Glomeromycetes, Diversisporales, Gigasporaceae. The record is from the annotation of a GenBank genome assembly.